Molecule: messenger RNA, 1524 nt
Organism: Chaetomium fimeti
Lineage: Eukaryota; Fungi; Ascomycota; Sordariomycetes; Sordariales; Chaetomiaceae
Product: Bestrophin, RFP-TM, chloride channel-domain-containing protein
Exons: 3
Coding region: 1-1524 (507 amino acids)
Molecular function (GO): chloride channel activity
Source: RefSeq, a predicted model, not a curated record
AUGGCCGAAGACGGUCACGUCGCGCCCGGAGCCCCCGCGGCUCAUGCGGCCCCGGGAGGAGGUCAUGGGCCUACGGAAAACCUCGCCAUCAACACGCAGAACAUCAAACCAGUGAAUGGCAACGGCCCUCUCUUGGAGGAGAUCGCGUCCCUGACAUCGCCGCGCCUCUACACGCCCAACCCGUUCAGUCGGAAGAACACUUCCUUGGAUAUUGACGACUAUUUCACCGGUCCCCGCGACAUCCAAAAGCACUCGAAAUGGCCCAUCUUCCUACAAAUGCACGGGAGCAUUCUUCCUAAGCUGAUACUCCCGCUGCUUUCUAUCGGGUCGUGGGCGACAUGCGUCACAUGCAUUCACGUGUUGGUCACACCAAUCAGCAUCGGCAGCGUGCUGCUUACCGUCCUCGGUUUCGUCGUCGGUCUGGGGCUGUCGUUCCGUAGCUCCACAGCAUACGAGCGCUAUGCCGAAGGGCGCAGGUACUGGUCGCAGGUGAUAUUGGCGAGCCAGAACCUCGGGCGCGUCUUCUGGGUCCACACCACCGAGCGGACCGACAUCCCCGAGGACCAAAAGGAACACCACAAGAGGCGCGACGUGCUGGAGCGGCUGACGGCCAUGAACCUGGUCGUGGCCUUCUCGGUGGCGCUCAAGCACCGGCUGCGGUUCGAGCCGUACACCUGCUACGACGACAUCGCCAACCUGGUCUCCCACCUCGGCACCUUCGCCCAGGCGGCCACCACCGACGACCAGGACAACGCGCAGCGCGCCUUCAGGCGCCACGGCUUCUUCAAGAGCGUCGGCGAGUACCUGGGCGUCUCCUUCGCCGAGAGCAACCCGCGCAAGGUGGUCAAGAAGGCCGGCCGCCCGCUCGGCAACCUCCCGCUCGAGAUCCUCUCCUACCUGGCCAGCUACGCCGACGAGAUCUCCACCGACGGACGCCUCCCCAUCCCCAUGCAGCAGACCGCCGUCUACAGCAACAUCUCCCUCCUCAACGACGCGCUCGUCGGCACGGAGCGCGUGCUCAACACCCCGCUCCCGAUCGCGUACUCCAUCGCCAUCGCCCAGAUCACAUGGGUGUACAUCAUCGUGCUGCCCUUCCAGCUGCUGGGCACGGUAGGCGACCAGACCUGGAUCACGAUCCCCGCGACGGUGGUCGCGGCGUACAUCAUCCUGGGCAUCCUCUUCAUCGGGCGCGAGAUCGAGAACCCGUUCGGGCAGGACGUCAACGACCUCCCGCUCGAGGCGUACUGCGCGCAGAUCGCGGCCGAGAUGGACGUCAUCGCCAGCCGGCCCAAGCCCAAGAGCAGCAGCGAGUGGAUGGAGUCGAUCGACAACCGCGUGCUGUGGCCGCUGUCGAGCUCGGGCUGGCCCGUGUGGAUGAAGCGGAGCGAGGACAAGAUCCGCGAGGCGGUCGUGCAUAAGGUCGAGGCGACGUUUGUGAGCCAGAAGGGCAAGGAGGCCGUGCUGCAGGGGAAGGCGCCGUCGGAAAAGGGGUAUGCCAAGGGGUCGUCGGUGAGUGAUGUUUAA